Colletotrichum godetiae is the source of this 703-nucleotide messenger RNA. RefSeq lists its product as uncharacterized. The record is from RefSeq and is a predicted model, not a curated record. The transcript has a single exon. Bases 265 to 477 code for a protein of 70 amino acids. NCBI's taxonomy places the organism in Eukaryota, Fungi, Ascomycota, Sordariomycetes, Glomerellales, Glomerellaceae.
UCGCCGUACCAUCUUUUCUUUCAGCUAGCGGGCUGUCCCUUGAUGCAUUCGCCUCAUCCAUGCCUAGAAAGACGCGUCGAAGCCCGCCGCAGGGACACAGGUGGGCAGGCACGGCGGUGGAAACAAAGGGCAUUGUCUGUUGAAUGGUCUUCAUGGCCAUUUUCCACUCGUCUUUAUUAGUGUCAGGGCAGCCGGAAGCUUGGACGAAAACACGAGUGCCUUGAGAUAGGGAGCUCCUUGCUUGUGGGUGAGCUUCUCGGCUUCAUGCGACGCAUGUUUACAUGGUGGAGCUUGCCAGCGGGCUCUCCCUUCUUUGUGUUAUUUCCUUUCCGCUCAGAAAUUUCUUGCACUUUUAUUCUGGGGUCUCGAUUGUGUUCUAUUCCUAUGACCAGAUUUCAUCUUACUGUUUGGCUCAAGGUAGAUGCUUUGAUGAUACCGAGUGUGCUGGGUAUUUGGCUGGUGGGUUUUUACAAAUAACCACGGAGUUGACUACCAAUCAGUCUGAUCAUCGUGGCGACACUUGUCAUGUGACUAAUGUAAGACCUCUUCAUUCUGGCAUCGUCACUAAGGUACGUCUGCUGGGUAGAGUUUGGCAUUUCGGAGCAUACCAGCCAACGGUUUACUUGGUAACAAGGUGUAGAGAAGUCGCCGUUGCUCUGCUCUGCUCUGCUCUGCUAUGCGCGUCUGCGUGCCUGUGCAUUGG